AGCCGUACCAGUCGCUGCGCCGAUGCCCGUCAUCGUCGCGCCGGCCACGCAGCCGGCCCAAGGUGCCUUCGUCGUCAUGCCGCCUUUGCCUACUUACCUCCCGCCAAUCGCGCAGGUACUCGCUGGUCUCCCUCACCCGCCGUACAACAUCGUGUUGCCUCCGAUCGUCGCACACCAGCCGGCGACAACGCAAAACCCCAAGAUGCAGCUGGGCUUCAUCAUGAUGUAGCGGCUCGUGGUCUCUUAUCCAACAUAGCGCAGAGAAAUAGUUCUGAAAUGGUCUUGAAAUACGUAAAGUAGUUAGCCUUUGUCUAUCGAUUCUUUGUUGCGUACCUCGGGAUGAUUAGCCUUGAACCAAGUGUGAGCUGGAGCUCGUAGCUGAGAUAA
Phanerochaete carnosa HHB-10118-sp is the source of this 387-nucleotide messenger RNA. RefSeq lists its product as uncharacterized. Bases 23 to 229 code for a protein of 68 amino acids. NCBI's taxonomy places the organism in Eukaryota, Fungi, Basidiomycota, Agaricomycetes, Polyporales, Phanerochaetaceae. The record is from RefSeq and is a predicted model, not a curated record. The transcript has a single exon.